Drosophila virilis is the source of this 4149-nucleotide messenger RNA. It is a transcript of the gene dpr20, whose product is annotated as defective proboscis extension response 20. The record is from RefSeq and is a predicted model, not a curated record. Lineage: Eukaryota; Metazoa; Arthropoda; Insecta; Diptera; Drosophilidae. Gene Ontology annotation, biological process: synapse organization. Gene Ontology annotation, cellular component: neuron projection membrane.
CUUCAGAUGGACAGUCAUAAACGAAGUGUAACGGCGUGUUGACGUUUUACCCAAAAGGCGCACCCGGCUGAACGUGUCUAGCGUAUCCCCGAAUCUCGUCGAGGCGCUUGUAGAUGGCCAAACUUGCGUGUAAAACAACACAACGUGAAGUCGCAACUAUUUAGAUUUCAUAUUCAAAAAAGUUUGGCUCUGAUUCUGUGCGUGUGUGUGUGUGAGUGUGUGUGUGUGUUGCAAAGGAAAUGCUAAUUUUUUGUGCAUGUCAUGAAAUUGUAAUAGCAACAACAAAAAUAAUAAUAACAAAUAAUUGUGGCUGUAAAGAGAGAAACCAGUGCCAAGUUAGACAAAAUAAAUAUUUAUGCCAAGUUCGGGACAAGAUUUGGCCAAAGCUGAAAGCGCUUCAAAUCACAAAGAAUCGCAAUAGAAACACAAAAAUAAAUAAAAUAAAUAAACUGGGCGUAGCUCAUAAAUGGGAUUUGUUGUCGCGGUUUUAUGCCCUCAAGAAAAGUUCGCGGUGCCCCAACAAAAAUGUAUCUUUAAGAUAUUUUAGCUGAGUGUGCGUGUGCGAUGGAAUAGGAAAUACGAAUGCGAAAUUAAAACAAUUUCUAUGUGGCACGGAUAUCGGGCUGUAAAGCCAAAAAUCCCUUGAAUAGCUGUAACAUAUUUUAUUUUAUUUUUUUUUUUUUUGUUGCCCAAAAACCAUUUUGCGCUAAUUUACAUUUUUAUUUUUAUGGCACCGUUGCAAAAACCCGCGCGGUUUGUUGGACAGCUGCCUGGUGUGCUCUGACUUUUAUAAAUCAGCAUAUCCGAAUUUAUGAGAAUUUGUUAUGAAUGCAGCUGCAGAAAACAAAACGUAAAAGAACAGCAAACAUGCAAUGCCUAGGCUUGUCAAUAUAUUGUACAGGUUCUUUUUUGCCUUUAUGCUGCGCCCGUAAUGUGAGCCCUACACACACACACACACACACACACAAAUAAAUACAUGUUUAUGGCAUAAAGGCUGAAAGGCAUUUGCAGCAUAAAAGCAAAAGCCUAGUACAAAAUUUAGUUUAUGGCCAAGAGGCCUUGCCGUCACAGCAAGUCGAACACAUGUCUGUCUGUUUCUGCUAACUGGAAAAGUUAUUUGGGCCAACAAAGAACAGCAAAUCACAAAUAGCAUAGACCCAACGCCUACUUUGGCCAGCUUAAGCCGUAUUUAUUCAAUGGAAAUAUUUUGUAUUUCUAAAUAAUUACAGACGACUAAGCCAAUUCAAUUAUGUGUGGCAUAUUAUGGGGCAGUGAGCGAGAAAGAAAUGUGAAACGUGCAAUUGCAAUUGCAUUAAAUAUUAAACAAUCAACCAUUUGGCAAAUAUUAAAAUGAAUAUUUGAAAGCGAACUGAUUUCAUUUACAACACACAAAAUUAUCAAUUAAAUAUUAUUUAACCAUGUUUUAGCAAGAACAGCAACAGCAACAAAUGCAAAUGCAAAUGAGAAAAAAAUAGGCCAACAAAUAUUAAAAACAAUAACUGUUUUUAUAAGUGGCAACAAGCGGCUGGGAUCAGUGUGUGGAAACCAGCUCAAAUGCAGUUUGUGAAAUGUGUUUUAGUUAAGCCAAAUUCCACGCAGGAAUUCACGAAUACAAAAUGCGUUUAAGUGCAACAACAACAACAACAACAACAACAGCAGCAACACGCAUUAAAACCAAAACGAAACAAACGCUUCAAGCUUCAACCGCAGCAACAACAACAACAACAACAACAGCAAGAAAAACAACAACAACAACAAAGCCUGCAACACGCCAAACUGAAUGUUUUAUUUGCAAUUUAAUACAAUUAUUUAUACUAACAACAACAAUCGUCUGCACCGCUAGCGCCAUGGGCCGCGGUACGCUCCAGGCAGAGGCUCACUCGGUGGCCAGCAUGGACGCGCUUCGUGGUCGCCAGCUGGAGGAGGGGCAGCUGUCAGCCGACGACGUCUCCUCAAUGCUGGCUGCAGCUGCAGCUGCAGUUGCCAAAUUGCCAGCGGCAACAACAAUGCAAUCCGCAGGAUUUCAAUUUACCACGAACACACCCACACCCACACCCACAGCCACACCCACGCACACACGCACACAGCAGCAGCAGCAGCAGCCGCACAUGCAGUUGGCCACAACGUUACGUGUUAGCCAUGAUUCCAAUGAAAUCGAUAAUUCCUAUACCGCUGUGGGAGCAGGAGCAGCUGCUGCCUUUGAUGCGGAUGCUGAUGCUGAUGCUGAUGCCGAUGACGUUCAGAAGUCGGCCAAUGAUUACAUCAUUGCCAUGGAGCAGGAGCAGGAGCAGGAGCGGGAGCAGGAGCAGGAGCAGAGCAAGUGGCACAAUAUAACAAACGAGAAAAAUGAGAGAAGAGCACCAAAAGCAACGUCUGCCGCGCCGGCCGCCACAGCGAAUGGCAGACAACUAAUGAAUGCAAAAACACAAGAUUUAUUGUCCUUAUCGCAGCUUAGUUCGUAUCAAACAUCAACAUCACGAGCACCAGCACCAGCAACAGCAGCCGCUGUGCAACGCGAGAAGAGCGCAUCAAGUCUGAAAAACUCCAUCAGCUUCGGUGGCGCCGCAGCUGGUGGCACAUUUCAACAAAUUGGCUCACAGCGCGUCAAUGGAAAUGUGCCAGCGACCACAAUGGCCAGCACUGAGGGCUCCAGCGGCCAACAGGUCGCUGGCAAUGGCUCCCUGGCCAUGCCAACCCCAUCGAUAGCGAGCGGUGCGGAUAAGUCCCCAGUGCGCACCUCGGCCAGGAAGGUGGAGAGCAAAUAUAUUCUGCCCAAGCAGCAGAAAACCGAUGCACCCAUGCUCAACUAUAUCUUCGAUACCUUCUCAGCGGCUAACAAACAUCAUCAUCACGAUCAAAGAUAUGGCCCCCAUUUUGAGGACGUGCAGCGUGUCGGACAACCCACAAAUAUGACUGUACAGGCGGGCAGCAGCAUUCAUUUAAAUUGCAGAAUUUCAUUGCUCCAAGAUAAGACUGUCUCCUGGGUGCGUCGUAGUGCGCAAAAUGAGGAGAACGCAUUGGAUUUACUGACUGUUGGCCUGAACGCCUACACAGGUGAUAAGCGCUAUAAAAUGGAAUUUCAAUAUCCCAACAACUGGCGACUGAAAAUUAUAAAUGUUAAAAAGGACGAUGAGGCGACAUACGAAUGCCAGAUCUCAACGCAUCCGCCCCGCGUCAUACAAAUUAACUUGCAUGUCAAUGCGCCAAAGGUGAUGAUUGUGGAUGAAUACGGGGAUCCAUUGCAGGAGAAAUACUAUGAAAUUGAUUCCACGCUGCAGCUGUCCUGUGUGGUGCGAAAUGUGGCUAUGACUAGCUCCGUUGUUUUCUGGAAACACAGCGAAAAUGUACUCAAUUAUGAUGUAACACGAGGUGGUGUUAGUGUUAAAACUGAACUGAUGGAAGAUGGUGCGAAUUCCACAUUGUCCAUUGCGAAAAUUCACAAAGCCGAUUCCGGGAAUUAUACCUGCUCCAUAAGCGAGUAUCAAAAUUUCACGAUAGUGGUGCACAUACUAAAUGGCGAAAGUUUUGCUGAGCUGCAUCACGGGGGUGCUGGGGCGGCUCAUGCCACUUGGCAACAUAUAGUCGGACUAUGUUUCCUGCUGCUGCUUCGAUGGGCCGCCAGUAAGACCGUGUUUACAUACAGGUAAAGUUAACAAACUGAACACCAAACGCCUAAUUUUAUAUAUUAUAUAUAUAUAUAUAUAUAUAUAUGCAAAAAUAUGAAAUAGGCAUAAAUUGUUCUCCUGGUAGUCUUCUUGUGUACAUUUUUGUUAAUUAAUUGUAAAGAUUUUUGGAAUAGACACAUAGCGGGAAGUUAUUAGAAAUAACUAAAAACUAAGUUAAAAUUAAAACGAAAUAAGUUCAAAAAAAAAAACAAAUAAUAAGAGGAAAACUAAACUGAAUUGUUGUUAUAAGCAAGUGUACUGUAAGUAAAUGCCUAUUUAAAUCAUAUAAUGUACUGUCUAUUCGUUUGAUAUUCGUUAGCAUCUAUUUGUACAUGUAAAAGCACACAUAAACUUAAUUAAAUUAAUAUAAGUCAAAUAUUUGCGUUUGGCGCAAAUGAUGCCAACGAAUUUCUAUACAAACAAUGAAGGAACCCGCAUAUGAGAAUUAAAAGAACACAAUUAAAUACAGGAAUGUAAGAUAACA